GCGACAAAUUCUAAAGGAAUUCGUCUCUGGUGGAGCGCCGGCGCCUUUCCUCUGGAUUCGUGAUUCGAAAGGAAAACCUCAUCUGAUCGCUCGCCCGCCGGAAACGAAAGUUCAGCAAUUACUGUUUCAAAUAAUCGACUCGAUAUUCCGUUUCGUUUUCGUUACAGGACUCAGUUUGCAGAUGAUAAGAGAGCUGGUGGAAUAAACUCCACUAGCUCUCUCUCGAUAAUUUUAUAUAUAAUAUAUGAUGAUAGCGAAACUUGAAGCCGGGAUGCAGGAUGCAAUGGACGCUAGCAGUAAUCGGUACGCCAAGCUCUUGGAGGGUUCUUGGUUGAGCCAAUUUCGCCAUGGAUCGAACCCUUGGAUGGCUAGAUAUGUGUACAGUGUGAUGUUUCUAUUAGCCAACUUACUUGCCUGGGCUGUACGUGACUAUGGCCCAAGUGCAUUGACAGAAAUGAAUAGAUUGAAAAGUUGCAAAGGUGGUGAAGACUGUUUAGGCACCGAAGGAGUUUUGAGAGUGAGCUUGGGAUGUUUUAUAUUCUAUUUCACAAUGUUUCUUUCAACCAGCGGCACCUCAAAGUUGCAUGGACGAAAAGAAUUGUGGCAUUCUGGUUGGUGGUCAGCCAAGAUUUCCCUCAUGAUCGCAUUAAUCGUGCUGCCCUUCUUUCUUCCUACAGAAAUUAUUCUGAUAUAUGGGGACAUUGCACAUUUUGGUGCAGGGGUCUUUUUGCUAAUUCAGCUAAUCAGCAUAAUCAGUUUCAUUACAUGGCUGAAUGAUUGUUGUCUAUCCGAAAAAUAUGCCGAGAGAUGCCAUAUCCAUUUCAUGUUGCUUGCAACUACUGCAUAUGUUGUGUCCAUACUGGGGAUCAUUUUGAUGUACAUUUGGUACACGCCACAACCGACGUGCUUGCUUAACAUUUUUUUCAUCACUUGGACACUCGUACUCCUACAACUUAUGACUAGCGUUUCUCUUCACCCGAAAGUAAGUGCCGGCUUCUUGACUCCAGGUUUUAUGGGAUUGUACGUUGUGUUCCUUUGCUGGUCCGCCAUUAGAAGUGAACCACCAGAUGACAAAUGUCUCAGGAAUUCAGAAGCCUCAAGAGACUGGCUAACUAUGAUAAGCUUUGUUGUUGCACUACUUGCGAUGGUGAUUGCCACAUUUUCAACAGGCAUCGAUUCUAAAUGCUUUCAGUUUAAAAAGGACGAGACACAGGAUGAAGACCAUGUUCCUUAUGGUUUUGGAUUCUUCCAUCUUGUUUUUGCCACUGGAGCUAUGUAUUUUGCAAUGCUAUUAAUUGGUUGGAGUCCUAAUCACACAAUGAAAAAGUGGACGAUUGACGUUGGUUGGACAAGUACUUGGGUCAGAAUAGUAAAUGAGUGGCUAGCAGUCUCUGUCUACUUGUGGAUGCUMGUAGCCCCGAUAGUGUGGAAAACUAAACAUGUGGAGGAACCUAGAUAAGCAAAACUCUCAAGAACGGCAUCUGAUCUAUCUCCAUUGCUCAAGCAAGUUGGAAUUGAACGCAAACAACUUCUUCGACAUGUAUGUUACAAAAUUUACACGUAAUCAAAUGAUAUAGAAGCCGAAAGGAAUAUAAAAAAUGACAUCCAUGGAAUCUAUACGGACGUCCUUUGCUUAGACGUUCAUUCUUCUCACUUAUUUCUUCCAUGUGUUCUAUCUUGGAAGAAAAAAAAAUGAGAAAGCUAAGUAAGCAUAAGAUAGGAUAGGAUGCCAAUAGUUGAUGUAUUGAUCUGUGAGAGAGCUUUGUUGGAAGCUUUCCAAGUUACAAAAUGGUUUUAGGUCCACACAGUUUUGUAUAUUUUCUGACUUAUCUUUCAUAUAUUUUCCAAACCGUGUCCCAAAGAAGAUGCACAAAGGUAACUUGUGGCUUAAUUUCAAUUCCUUGAAAUAUUUGCGUUGAAUAAUGCUAAAGCUAACUACUUUCCAUCGCCACAAAAAAACCGAAGCCUGAACAAAACAACUUCUUUUCAAGGUUCAAUUAAAGCCCUACAUUAAAAAGAAAGGAAAACCUGGUUGAGCUCAAUGAAAGAUUUGCUUGCAUUAUUCAAGUCCACAAAUCAUUUGAACUUCCCAAAAUCA
Molecule: messenger RNA, 2098 nt
Organism: Cynara cardunculus var. scolymus (artichoke)
Lineage: Eukaryota; Viridiplantae; Streptophyta; Magnoliopsida; Asterales; Asteraceae
Product: probable serine incorporator
Exons: 13
Coding region: 245-1459 (404 amino acids)
Cellular component (GO): membrane
Source: RefSeq, a predicted model, not a curated record